Messenger RNA from Sorex fumeus (smoky shrew), 1205 nucleotides. It is a transcript of the gene IL17REL, whose product is annotated as interleukin 17 receptor E like. Lineage: Eukaryota; Metazoa; Chordata; Mammalia; Eulipotyphla; Soricidae. The transcript is spliced from 13 exons. The coding region runs from base 16 to 1167 and encodes 383 amino acids. The record is from RefSeq and is a predicted model, not a curated record. Gene Ontology annotation, molecular function: interleukin-17 receptor activity.
CUCGCCACCUGCCCGAUGCCCGCCGCGUGGGCGCUCGCCCUGCUCUGUGCCGCCUGGGGCAGCCGCGGCCUGGCCCUCCCGCGGGCGGCCACAUGCGGCGCCUCCUGCUCCCAGGGCCUGGCCUGCAGGAGCCGCAGCAGCUGGCCCAUCCUCAGGAACGUCUGCCGGCCACCCCCCGUGUCCAUGCCUGUGGGGGUCCUGGAAGGCCUGACGCUCUCCGCAGCUCUGCAGUGUGUCCCCCCGGGGGGCUGCGCCCUGCGCCUGCGUGUCCAGGCCACCGUCUGGCUGCACAGAAGCCUGCGGGGCCUGGAGGCCUGCUCCUCCAGCCUGGACACCCAGGAGACACAGUGCCAGGCCGUGCGGCUGCCCAAGGCCUCCCGCCUGCAGGCGGCAGGGCAGCAGCUUCAGGUGCACUUCGAAUGCUUCGAGGCCAGCGUGGGCCAGACCCUCCACAUCACCCUGAGGACUAUCCCCCACUUUUGCGGGGUCCAGCUGGCCCAGGAGUACCGUGUGCCAGACUGCUCGGACGAGGACGUGAGGAGGCACAUUCCCGAGUGCUUGGCCAGGAAGCUCACCUGCCAGGUGGACCGCAGCCGCCGGGCCGUUCUGGUGCAGGUGCCCGACGCCCCCGAGGCCCCCGGAGCCUCCGACUACUAUGUGCGGCUCUGUCGCAAGUGGUUCACCUGCCAGGACGUAGUCGGGCCACUGCAGGUCCCGGCGAACAGGAUUUCCCGGACAGUGUCGCUGCCUUACACCCAAGCGCUGCCUUGCCUGUGCCUUGAGGGCUGGCCUGCGACCCCCGAUGCCGUGCGCGUCCAGAUCUGCCCCUUUGAAAACGACACAGACGCAUUGUGGGACGCCAUCCACUACCACCCCAUGAGCCGGGCACUGAGCUGGGAGCCCACCUGUCCCGUGAGUGGCCACGUGAGCCUGUGCUGGCGCCCAGGGCCAGGGACCGAGUGUCGAGAGCUGGAACAGUCGCAGCGGCCAGCACACCGCAGAGUGCAGUACCCCGGGGUGGACCCACAGCCCCAGCUCUGCCUGCAGUUCUCCACCAGGCUGGGCGCUCACCUGCGGUGCCCGUUCCUGCAGUGGCCUAGCGCAGGUUUGGAUGACCGACAUGCCCCUCUCUAUCCCGCAGCGGCAGUGCGAACCCCCGUGCUGUGAGUGGCUAGCGGGAGGCAGGCACCUGGGCCAGCCUGUGG